CCAACAAACCAAAGCCCGACGAUGGCCAUCAUCAAGCAGUCGCUCAUUGUCCUAGUGCUGCUCAUAUGCGGAGCAGGCGGCUCCACCACACCGGCGCCGGCGCCGGAGCCGGCGCUGCUGACGCAGGAUAAUCUGUGUGUCGGCAUAAGCACUACCAACGAAGAGAUGGUCUGCGUCGCCGACGGCGCACUGGCGUGCUUCGCCGAAAAUGUAGUCACCGACGAGCUUACCUUCACGCCAUGCUUCGUCACCGCCGCCGGCGAAUGCUUGGCCAAGGAUAAGGAGGAGCCCAGCAAGAACCACUGCAUCGGCCUAGAGAUCAGCGACCUGAAAUGCCUUGGAGAUAGCGCCUGGACCUGCUACAACAGCUUCACCGGGUACAUCCCUCCCGCCUUCAUCGCGUGCUUCCAAGGCAGAGCCCCCAUGUGCACCCCACAGUGAUCGUUGUCAGGAUUUUCAUUCCAUCACCUACACCAUGAUCAACUGCUUGCUUGCCGACAAUAAAGGGGUUUGUCUCUGUGUGUGUGUGUGUGAUUUAGUAUGUGGUAGUAGUAAUAUGGUAUGGUUGUGCCAUAUUUCUCGGAUUUUUGUUUUGAUGAUUGAUGAUGAUUUCGCUGGAAAAAGAAAACAAUAAUCCUACACCUACAGGCAAUCAACAGGAAGUUACGGACCUCCCUUCUCUUCUAAUCAUACCUCCGCCCCCUGAUUUUCAGGGGUGGACCGGUGCCUCCCAAAUUGACCAAUGAAAGAAUGCCUCGUCACCCUGUAAACCACUCUCCCCCGUAAUUUCCUGUAGAUGUAGCAUUACUGGAAAGAAAAUAGAGUGAGAAGCAUUGAGCCUUCCUUGUACUGAUCUCAUCAGAAGGAAGUUGGAAAUGGAAAACAAAAGAAUGGUUGGUUGUAUAAGCACGGGAUUGAUUGAUUGAUUGCUGCGUGCUUUUAUUCCAUUCUCAA
This is a messenger RNA of Triticum dicoccoides, 954 nucleotides long. RefSeq lists its product as uncharacterized. The record is from RefSeq and is a predicted model, not a curated record. The transcript has 2 exons. Lineage: Eukaryota; Viridiplantae; Streptophyta; Magnoliopsida; Poales; Poaceae. Bases 22 to 441 code for a protein of 139 amino acids.